AUGUCUCCUAUUCCGAAACUCAUUCAAUUAUCAUCUGGUCAUGCCUUCCCCACCGUCGGGCUGGGGACCUGGGAAGUGCCUAACUCUGCCACAGCCAAAGUUGUGUACGAGGCUCUGAAGACUGGUUAUCGUCUCAUUGACUGUGCCUCUCUAUACGGGAAUGAGGCAGAGUGCGGUGAAGGAAUCUCGAAAUGGCUGGACGAAGGCAAUAGCCGUGAGGACGUGAAGUACACCACCAAACUUUGGAAUAGCGAAAACGGCUACGGCAACGCCAAGAGAGCUAUCAAGAGGUGUCUUGAGAAGGUAAAGCAGUUGGGUUAUAUCGAUCUACUGCUGAUCCAUUCGCCACUGGAAGGUCCAAAAAUGAGAUUGGAGACCUACAAGGCCAUGCAAGAGGCUGUUGACGAGGGUCUGGUCAAGUCCAUUGGUGUUUCAAACUACGGCAUCAAACACAUUGACGAGUUGCUGGCAUGGGACGGCCUCAAGUACAAGCCUGUUGUCAACCAGAUAGAAAUUUCGCCUUGGUUGAUGCGCCAGGAACUGGCAGACGCAUGCAACGAAAGAGGUAUCGAGGUCGAAGCCUAUGCGCCCUUGGGCCACGGUGGGAAAAUCAACGACCCCACAGUCACCAAGAUAGCUGCUCGAAAGAACGUUUCUGGUGCGCAGGUACUAAUCAGAUGGUCCAUGCAGAAAAAGCACAUCCCGCUACCAAAGACCAAAACAGUGUCGAGACUCGCGGGAAACCUGGACGUGUAUUCGUUCUCCCUGACGGAGGAGGAGAUCCGUGAGUUGGACCAUCCCAAGGCGUAUGAACCUACUGAUUGGGAAUGUACCGAUGCGCCAUAA
This is a messenger RNA of Kuraishia capsulata CBS 1993, 846 nucleotides long. RefSeq lists its product as uncharacterized. Bases 1 to 846 code for a protein of 281 amino acids. The record is from RefSeq and is a predicted model, not a curated record. NCBI's taxonomy places the organism in Eukaryota, Fungi, Ascomycota, Pichiomycetes, Pichiales, Pichiaceae. Gene Ontology annotation, molecular function: oxidoreductase activity. The transcript has a single exon.